AUGGCGCGGCGUCGCCUAAGCCGCGUCAAGGUUCCCCUGCGGCUCGUUUUGCCCCUGGUCCUGCUGCACGCGGUGCUUAGGGCCAACGACUUGUCGCUGCUCCACCCGGAGCACUGGUUCGCGUGGAGCGUCGCAGCGGAUGCCGUUGGAGUCGAGUCGCAUCGAGAGAGCAGGUCGGCUCCGACUCUGCCCGACCCGCAGGAGCUCAAGGCGAGGUGGAUGGCUGAACUCAAGCCUCCCAAGGGCGCGGGCAUCGAUAUCGGGUCGGCUUCCAAGGCUUCGUCGUGGAAGGGAUUCGAUGGAAGCCUCACCAGCGGCGAAGGAGACUCGCUCGACGCGCGCAUCCAGAAGGAGCGGGCUGUCACCGACGACGAGGAAGAGGAGUUCGAGGGCGACGACCCCGAGCUCGUCAUCCCCGAUCCGAUGCCCGUCCUCGCGCACAAAGUCGCCAAACCCGAGACGCCCUCCGCGUUCGCCGCGCUCGGCAAGUUCGCCGUCGGGGACACGGUCAGCGCGUGCUUCGCCACGAUCGAGAUGCUCGACUUUCUCGUCAACUGGCUCGAGCACGCGUCGCGUCUCGAAAUGCGAAACGUGCUCGUCAUCGCGAUGGACAAGCACACGGCGCGAUGGUGCGACGAGAACGGCGUGGCGCGGAUGGACGCCUCGGAUGCCAUAGACAAGUCGGAGAUGAACGACCCGCGCGUGGAGGUGGCGGACGUGGGAUACAGGAUGACGAGGGGGUUCAACCUGUUGGGAGAGGCCAAGACGGCGUCCAUCGCGAAGCUGUUGGACAUGGGACUCGACGUUUUCCUAUCGGACGUCGACGUCGUUUGGCUCAGGAACCCGAGCGAUUACUUCGAGUCCGGACAGUUGGCCCUCGCGGACGUGGCGGUGACGAGCGAUUGCGUGUUUGGGAGCGAGCGACGGCGGCCCGGGUGGAGAGACGAGUUCGGGCAGGACCCCGAGCCGACCAGAGCCAGCGCAAACACCGGCGUGACGCUCUUCAGAUCCAACCCGAGGGCGAAGGCGUUCGUCGCCGCGUGGCGCAGAAGGCAACGGCGGACGCGGGAGACGGAGCCGCAGCACAACGAUCAGCAGCACUUUCAGUUUACGCUGGCCAGGUCGCACGGGUUCGAGGCCGACACCGAGGUUUUAAAAUUUGACAAUCAGGCGCCGGAUGGAAAGUCAGACAAAGAGAUGUUCGUCGACGAUUGGAUCCGCGGGUUCCGGCCGAGGUACUACUACGCACACGUCGGGAUCGACGGCGACGAAGAGACGGUGGAGACUAAGGUGAAGGUUGCCUUACUGCCCACGAACUUGUUUCCCAACGGACACUUACACUUCGUCGCGCAUCACGCUGCAAAGCAGGGCUUCGCCGACGAAGUGUACGCCGUGCACGGCACCCACAACUACGGCGGCAGCCCGGGUAAGCUUGGCCGAUUCAGAGAGCACGGCAUGUGGGCCGUGGACGGAGAGGAGUAUUACUUUGGGGAUUUAAAGCAAAAGGCGCCGAAGUACCUGAAGGUUCGGUUCACCGUGCCCGAGUACCUGGCGGAUCCCACCCCGAACUUAGCGGUUGGUAAGGGCGAGAGGCCCGAGCGCCACCUCAAUCUUUUGCAGUGGCAGAUUGAGCGGGUCCGCGACGGUUUGGCGCUGGCGAACAUAACGGGAAGGACGCUGAUUUUACCGCCGAUGCUGUGCACGUGCGACCGAUGGUGGUACCUGUUCCAGAACUGCACCAACGGGGUCGUGACCCUGCCGUUCGUGUGCCCGAACGACCACGUCUACCUUGAGCCCCUCAUGCGAAAGCCGGAGAAGAUGUUGCGCUAUCGCGAGCACACGUUUCUGCGGCAGCGACGAGAGUUCGCGAAACGCGCGAGCGACCCGAGGCGGCUCGAGGAACGAGCGAUACGAAGCGUCGCGAGGUUGACGUUCUGCGAGGACGGCGACGGCGAGGGGCGGUGCGCUCCAACACCGGUCGAAGGGAUCAUGACGACACUUCCGGGAUACGUUCCCGACCCAGAGACUGAUUCUCUUCUGGACGCCAUAGCCGGAGAUCCCGGCAAAGACGUCACGGUCGCGUACGGAUCACUGGCCAAACACGUGAUGAAUGCCCUGGAGGGUAACGAAGACGCGGACAUGCUCGUUGUCGACGGUCUUGGUCGGGGAUUAAACGAGGGUUGGGACGAAGGCGUGACCCCGUUCGGGGGCUUCGACACGCAGUACAUGAACCAGGUGUUCCACAAGGUGACGGAGUGGAUCACGGAGUCUUGGUGCUGUUACUUCCACUCGAUGGAGGACAGGGGCACCGAAGAAAAAGGUGCAGGAUGUCAAGGUUGA
Micromonas commoda is the source of this 2340-nucleotide messenger RNA. Its product is annotated as glycosyltransferase family 77 protein. The transcript has 2 exons. Gene Ontology annotation, cellular component: Golgi apparatus. The record is from RefSeq and is a predicted model, not a curated record. Lineage: Eukaryota; Viridiplantae; Chlorophyta; Mamiellophyceae; Mamiellales; Mamiellaceae. The coding region runs from base 1 to 2340 and encodes 779 amino acids. Gene Ontology annotation, biological process: cell wall pectin biosynthetic process. Gene Ontology annotation, molecular function: arabinosyltransferase activity.